GUUUUAAUAAUACUGUCAACAAAACUGACACCGUUAAUUUUUGAAUGCAAAAAGUACAAUUUAUCCUAAAGAUAUGGAAGACGAAACAAGAUAUCUUCAUAGCAGAUGCCAAUUACUACAUCAAGAUGAAGAAAUGAUUAACGAACUAAUACAUACAGGUAUUUUUAUAUCUUUUCGCAGAAAUAUCUGGAAGUGGUUUACACUUGAUAAAAACCAUCCCAAUACUCAGUUAUACUACCAGUCAGAGACUUCAAGAAGAGAAGAACAAAAGCGACAUAUUACUUUGUACAAGUACAGAUUGAUCAUACAUCCGUUUAGUCUUCACAACUUCUAUUGGGAAAUUUUCAUGUUUUUUACAUAUAUUUACAUGCUAGUUGUUUACGCUUUGGAUGAUAUGCACAUAUUUAGACGUGCAUUUUCCAUAAACGUUUUUAAACUUAUCGGAGACUCUAUUUUUCUCUUAGACGUCAUCCAUUUCUUUUUUCAAGGUUACUACAGUACCGAAAAAAGCAAAACCGUGCUGCUGCAGAAGCAUAUAAUAGAACACUACCUAAAAACAUACUUCCUUGUAGAUUUGAUAGCAAUUUCGCCAUCUAUAGCUAUAAUUUGUGAUUGGUUGGAAUACAUAGACGGUGAAAACAGUCCAAUAUUCUUGCUGGUAUCGAUAUUUGGUAUCGUAAGACUGUUACGCAUUCCGCGCUGGUUGAAUGUCAUUGAUCUUUUCAAAUCGUACAAGGAUUAUCCGCAUCACAUCUUCAAAGCUGCCAAAAUUAUUUUCAUAUAUGUAGUUUGUUUAUUUGUUUCCUACACAGCGAUGAUCAUACUGUUUAAUAAUAUCUACGCAGUGAAACAUACUCAUUUAUCGUUUAGCGCUAAACGCUAUUUAGUCGCAACUAUGAUCAUAAUGCUAGCAGCUGUUGGAUCUUCCGAACAUUUAGACACUUACAUUUACACAGUUGAAGUAAUUAUUGUGUUCACUAUAGCUGCGUUUGUUUUGCAGAUGUAUCUCUACGCAAACAUAUUUAGAAUGUGGAACAUAUUCUUUAUUGCUAGGAAUAAAAUUUUCAAUCACUUCCUUGAGAUCCAGCACUAUUUACAAUCGCAAGGAAUACCAAUUGCUUUAAGGAACCGUGUGACCAAUUUUAUCGAUUUCAAGUUCCAGAUUAGAUGUUACGAUGAGGAAGACAUCAAUUAUUUAGUGUCCCAUGUAUUGAGACAAAGAGUAAUGUUGCAUCUAGCCAGAAAGCACCUAGGAAAUUGCCGUUUGAUACAGAAUCUACCUGACAGAAUUCUUUUUAAACUCGUCGCCAAGUUCAAUAGCGAAAUAUAUUUACCGAAUGAUUUUAUAAUAGCGCCGGAUUCCAGGAACAAACACCACAACAUAUACUUCAUCUAUUUCGGGAGAGUAGCUGUGUAUGAUUCGAAAGGGUCGGAAAUUUGCCAUUUGGAAGAUGGCGAAAGUUUUGGCGAAGAAGAUGCAUUAUGUAGAUACAUCAACAUUGGAUCUGUCGUAGCUGUAAGCGCUUGUGAAUUGUUUAGACUACGAAUAAAGGAUCUGUUUAAUAUUUUGGAAGACUUUCCCGAUUUAAAAGACACAAUUAUUACUGAAGCUCGAGAGAGACAAUUAAGAUUAUCUGAAGCUUAAAAAGUGUUUG
Psylliodes chrysocephalus is the source of this 1655-nucleotide messenger RNA. NCBI's taxonomy places the organism in Eukaryota, Metazoa, Arthropoda, Insecta, Coleoptera, Chrysomelidae. The record is from the annotation of a GenBank genome assembly.